AAUAGUUCUGAAACAGAGAUUUGAAAGAAAGAAAGAAUGAUAGGGUGGCAUGAUGUUUACAAGGUGGUGGAGGCCAUGACUCCCCUAUAUGUUGCACUAGCUUUAGGGUAUGGGUCAGUGAGGUGGUGGCAUAUAUUCACACCUGAACAGUGCAAUGCAAUUAACCUCCUUGUUUGCUAUUUCACUCUUCCUCUGUUCACUUUUGAAUUUGCAGCUCAUGUUGAUCCUUUCAAAAUGAAUUAUAGAUUCAUAGGAGCUGAUGCCAUCUCCAAAGUCAUCAUUGUUGCAGUUUUAGCCUUGUGGGCUAAGUGUAGUAGCAAAGGAAGUUAUUGUUGGUCUAUAACAAGCUUCUCUCUAUCAACUCUCACUAACUCUCUUGUUAUUGGUGUGCCAUUGCUCAAAGCCAUGUAUGGUCAGAAGGCAGUAGAUCUUGUGGUACAAUCUUCUGUCAUUCAAGCAAUCAUAUGGCUCACUAUUCUUCUGUUUGUAUUGGAAUUUCGCAAGACGAGGAGCGAUUCGAUGAUCCCUGAUUCUCAUGCUGUCUCACCACUUGAAUCAGUGAAGGAUUUAGAAAGAAAUGUGAACAGACCACCUUUGUGGUCUCUAAUGAAGAUUGUGUGGCUAAAGCUUGCACUUAAUCCCAACUCCUAUGCUUGUUUCACUGGCAUAGCAUGGGCUUUUGUUGCAAGCAGGUGGCAUUUAGAGAUGCCAGGCAUUAUUGAGGGUUCUAUAACUAUCAUGUCAAAAGCAGGGAUAGGAAUGGCCAUGUUUAGCAUGGGGCUCUUCAUGGCAAUGCAGGAGAAGUUUAUGGCUUGUGGCCUAAGCCUAACAGUUUUUGGGUUAGUUCUAAGGUUCGUGGCUGGUCCAGCAGCUAUAGCAAUUGGUUCCAUCGCUGUAGGUCUGCACGACGAUGUCUUGCGUAUCGUUAUUAUCCAGGCAGCCUUACCACAGUCCAUCACCUCCUUCAUUUAUGCAAAGGAAUAUGGGUUGCAUGCAGAUGUCCUUAGUACUGCGGUGAUACUUGGGUUGAUAGUUUCCUUGCCCAUCUUGGUUGGAUAUUAUGCGGUUUUAGAGUUUUUGCAUUGAGUUUUCUGUGUUCUGUUCUCUGUGUUCUUUUUUUCAUUUUUAGGGUAUGAAUUGGUUGGGAACCUGAAUCAGUUCUUUGGAAUUAGGAUUUUACCACCAAUUAAUAUCCCAGAAACAAAAUGUAAUUUUCAUCCAUUGAUCCUAAGCUGAUCAAGGGACUUAGGCAUCAUUUUCUUUGA
Messenger RNA from Telopea speciosissima, 1265 nucleotides. Its product is annotated as auxin efflux carrier component 5-like. Bases 37 to 1086 code for a protein of 349 amino acids. The transcript is spliced from 5 exons. Gene Ontology annotation, molecular function: auxin efflux transmembrane transporter activity. Gene Ontology annotation, cellular component: endoplasmic reticulum; plasma membrane. The record is from RefSeq and is a predicted model, not a curated record. NCBI's taxonomy places the organism in Eukaryota, Viridiplantae, Streptophyta, Magnoliopsida, Proteales, Proteaceae. Gene Ontology annotation, biological process: auxin export across the plasma membrane; auxin polar transport.